UGGCUCCUCCCUCUCCCUUGGGAUUCCCAAUCCCAGCUACCCUCGCGGUGCCUUUCUCGUCGGAGACCCUGAGCGUGAGAACCAGGACAGGUGGUGGCCUCACCUCCGCCGCGACUGCUUCGGGGUUUACGCGUCUUCUCCCUCUCUCCAAUUAGGGCGGGUUAUUCCCAACCUCCUGCACCGGAAAGCCAUUUAUCUCCUUCUAAGCAAAACUGACGACAACGGAAGCAUACACGGUUUGGGGCUGUGCUGGAGCUCCACCCGACUUGGGGUAGCGCUUGGAGAAGCGAGGAGAGACGCAAACCAAAUUAAAAAUCUCCAGAGAGGUUUGCUUGUGUGGGGGCGGUGAGAGAGCGCGCGCCCUGCGCCUUGAGCACGGGCCAGUUGCUCUAGAGGGCGCGUGCGCGCGCUCUCCGCGCGUCCAGGCAACGAGGGAGAAGGCUUGGAGGGCGACGAGGAAGAAGACGUUUCAGCUGCGCUCGAGGCCGCUCGCCAGGUGCUGAGAGACCAGGGCUGCGUGGCGAGCGAGCCCCGUCGACGACGCCUGUGGCCAGCAUGUCCGCGCCCUGUUGUGUGGGCCAGUUGGCCUGUUGCUGUGGUACUGCUGCAUGUUCACUUUGCUGCAAAUGCUGUCCAAAGAUAAAACAGUCAACCAGCACCCGCUUCAUGUAUGCACUGUACUUCAUCUUAGUGACUGUCACCUGUUGCGGCAUGAUGUCAGAGACAAUGGCAAAAGAGGUGAAAGAACAUAUUCCCUUGUAUAACGAAGUAUGCCAACAUAUUCAGGCAGGUGACUCCUGUGAGAAGCUGGUGGGCUACUCUGCAGUUUAUCGAGUGUGUUUCGGGAUGGCCUGCUUCUUUUUUAUCUUCUUCUUACUCACAAUCAAAAUUAACAGUAGCAAAAGCUGCCGUGCGUACAUUCACAAUGGGUUUUGGUUCAUUAAACUUUUACUCUUGGCAGCCAUGUGCUCAGGAGCUUUCUUCAUUCCAGACCAGGAUACCUUUCUUAAAGCAUGGCGUUUCGUAGGUGCUGCAGGAGGGUUUCUCUUCAUCGUCAUUCAGCUCAUCCUGCUUGUAGAAUUUGCACACAAAUGGAAUAAGAACUGGACAUCUGGCACAAAGCACAAUAAACUCUGGUAUGGCUCCUUAGCUCUUGUGACCCUUGCAUUGUACUCAAUUGCUGUUGGAGCUCUGAUUGUGAUGGCUGUCCUAUACACUCGUGCUGAUGGCUGUACAUUUAACAAGAUCCUGCUUGGCGUCAAUGGUGGCUUGUGCUUGCUUAUUUCAAUGGUAGCCAUCUCACCCUGUGUCCAAAACCGUCAGCCACAUUCUGGCUUGUUGCAAUCAGGUAUUAUCAGCUGCUAUGUCAUGUAUCUCACCUUAUCAUCUCUUUCAAGCAAACCACCAGAAAUUAUCCUAGAUGAAAAUCUGAACAACAUCACAAUCUGUGCACCUGAUUUUGGCCAUGAGCUGCCAACGGAUGAAAAAUUGGUGACUGGACUGGGAACUGCCAUUUUAUUCUGUUGCAUUUUAUAUUCUUGUUUGACCUCAACAACACGUGCAAGUUCUGAAGCACUGAGGGGAAUAUAUGCCACACCAGAAACUGAAGUAGCCCGCUGCUGCUUCUGCUGUACUCCUGGUGAAGAUGGUGAUGUUGUAGAGCCUGUUCGCAAAAGGGGUGGCCAGACAGUAAUUUAUGAUGAAAAGAAGACCACUGUGUACAGCUAUGCCUAUUUCCAUUUCGUGUUCUUCCUGGCUUCUCUUUAUGUGAUGAUGACUGUUACCCACUGGUUCCAUUAUGAAAAUGCUGCAAUUGAAAAAUUCUUCGUUGGAACCUGGUCCAUAUUCUGGAUUAAGAUGGCUUCUUGUUGGUUGUGUGUCCUCCUCUACCUGUGGACCCUUCUAGCUCCUUUGUGCUGUCCAAGCAGAGGAUUCUCAGUGUGAAUCUCCUUCUACUACAUGUCCAGUGGUUUAGGGAAUGGAGAAAUAAGUCUGCCUAGCAGCUGUCCUACUACCACUGGUGGUUAGGAUACUGCUUUCUCUUUCAUAUUAAACAACACAUUUUGAGACU
Elgaria multicarinata webbii is the source of this 2071-nucleotide messenger RNA. It is a transcript of the gene SERINC5, whose product is annotated as serine incorporator 5. Bases 556 to 1944 code for a protein of 462 amino acids. The transcript has 12 exons. The record is from RefSeq and is a predicted model, not a curated record. Gene Ontology annotation, cellular component: membrane. NCBI's taxonomy places the organism in Eukaryota, Metazoa, Chordata, Lepidosauria, Squamata, Anguidae.